Nannospalax galili (Upper Galilee mountains blind mole rat) is the source of this 4957-nucleotide messenger RNA. It is a transcript of the gene Farp1, whose product is annotated as FERM, ARH/RhoGEF and pleckstrin domain protein 1. NCBI's taxonomy places the organism in Eukaryota, Metazoa, Chordata, Mammalia, Rodentia, Spalacidae. The transcript is spliced from 27 exons. Gene Ontology annotation, molecular function: cytoskeletal protein binding; guanyl-nucleotide exchange factor activity. Gene Ontology annotation, cellular component: cytoskeleton. The coding region runs from base 442 to 3594 and encodes 1050 amino acids. The record is from RefSeq and is a predicted model, not a curated record.
GCGGACCCGGUCGGAGGCAGCAACUUGUGCGAGUCCGGGUGGCCGCGGCGCACCGUGCGGCCCGAGCUCCCUGCGGGGACCGAGGGACCGUCUUGCCCCGGGCCAGCGGCCGGCUCCGCAACAAUAGCCACAACACGGGCACCUCGGGCUCCCUGGUAGCUUACCUCCGCGGACCUCGGCUGCGUGGCGCGGAGCCCCUGGGUCCCCCGUGACCUCCUCCCCACCCCCCGCGCGCCCUUCCCCCGCUCUCCCGCAUCCCACCCUGCCGGGUGACAGCGCCCCCGACGCCUCUUCCGGACCCGGAGGUGCAAUCUCGGCCCUUGUGGUCAGUCGCCGGCCCGGGGAGGUGGUCGUUGGCUCAGGUGCCGCGGCGCCGCCGAGUCCCCGCAGCUCGCCCACGCGCGGCGAAAGGAUCCGGAUUUUGUAUAAGUUACUUUCAUCAUGGGAGAAAUAGAACAGAAGCCUACCCCAGCAUCACGACUGGGGGCCCCAGAGAAUUCGGGGAUCAGCACCUUGGAACGAGGACAGAAACCGCCCCCCACACCUUCAGGAAAACUCAUGACUGUCAAAAUCCAGAUGUUGGAUGACACCCAGGAGGCAUUCGAAGUUCCACAACGAGCCCCAGGGAAGGUGCUGCUUGAUGCUGUCUGCAACCACCUCAACCUUGUGGAGGGUGACUACUUUGGCCUGGAGUUUCCUGACCAUAAAAAGAUCACGGUGUGGCUGGAUCUCUUGAAGCCUAUUGUGAAACAGAUUAGAAGGCCAAAGCAUGUUGUUGUUAAGUUUGUGGUGAAAUUCUUCCCACCUGACCACACUCAGCUCCAAGAAGAACUCACCAGGUACCUGUUUGCUCUGCAGGUGAAGCAGGACUUGGCUCAAGGCAGGUUGACAUGUAAUGACACCAGUGCUGCUCUCUUGAUCUCACAUAUCGUACAGUCUGAGAUCGGGGAUUUUGAUGAAGCAUUGGACAGAGAACAUUUAGCAAAAAAUAAGUACAUACCUCAACAAGAUGCACUAGAAGACAAAAUUGUGGAGUUUCACCAUAACCACAUUGGACAAACCCCAGCAGAGUCAGAUUUCCAACUCCUGGAGGUGGCCCGUCGGCUGGAGAUGUACGGAAUCCGGUUGCACCCGGCCAAGGACAGGGAAGGCACCAAGAUCAACCUGGCUGUCGCCAACACGGGAAUUCUAGUGUUUCAGGGUUUCACGAAGAUCAAUGCUUUUAACUGGGCCAAGGUGCGGAAGCUGAGCUUCAAGAGGAAGCGCUUUCUUAUCAAGCUCCGACCCGAUGUGAACAGCUCAUACCAGGAUACCUUGGAGUUUCUGAUGGCCAGUCGAGAUUUUUGCAAGUCCUUCUGGAAAAUCUGUGUUGAACAUCACGCCUUCUUUAGACUUUUUGAAGAGCCAAAGCCCAAGCCCAAGCCUGUUCUGUUCAGCCGAGGGUCAUCGUUCCGGUUCAGUGGUCGGACUCAGAAGCAAGUUCUCGACUACGUUAAAGAAGGAGGACACAAGAAAGUGCAGUUUGAAAGAAAACAUAGCAAGAUCCAUUCCAUCAGGAGCCUUGCUACAGAGCCCACAGCACUGAAUUCAGAAGUGCCAAAACAGUCUCCACAGAGCACCAGCCUUACCUUUGGAGAAGGUACUGAGUCUCCCGGUAGCCAGAGCUGCCAGCAAGCAAAGGAAGCAAAAGUUUCCACUGUGGAGUUGGGGCCACACCAAAGCCCUGCUCUGUCUAAGAGUCCUCCGGGGAGCAAGCCUGCAGAUGGAACCAUCACGGUGCCGCCCGAGGAAGAGGAAGAGGAGGAGGGCGGCAAAGAUGGCAUCCAGCCUAGUAAACCUCAGCCCCAACAACCAAGCACAGGUUCCUUGACUGGUAGCCCCCACCUUUCAGAGCUGUCCACCAACUCGCAGGGAGGAGUUGUCCCAGCCAACGUGACUUUGUCCCCCAACCUGAGCCCUGACACGAAGCAGGCUUCUCCCUUGAUCAGCCCAUUGCUGAAUGAUCAGGCGUGCCCAAGGACCGAUGAUGAAGAGGAGGGCCGGAGAAAGGUACAGAGAUUCCCAACUGACAAGGCGUAUUUCAUUGCUAAGGAAGUUUCCACCACCGAGCGAACAUACCUGAAGGACCUUGAGGUCAUCACUUCGUGGUUUCAAAGCACAGUCAGCAAAGAAGAUUCCAUGCCCGAAGCCUUGAAAACUCUCAUAUUCCCCAAUUUUGAACCUUUGCACAAAUUUCAUACCAAUUUUCUCAAGGAAAUUGAGCAACGACUUGCCCUGUGGGAAGGUCGCUCAAAUGCCCACAUCAGAGGAGAUUACCAAAGAAUCGGCGAUGUCAUGCUAAAGAAUAUUCAGGGCAUGAAGCACCUGGUGGCCCACCUGUGGAAGCACAGCGAGGCCUUGGAGGCACUGGAGACCUCCAUCAAAGGCUCCCGGAGACUGGAACACUUUUGCCGAGACUUCGAGUUGCAGAAGGUGUGUUACCUACCGCUCAACACCUUCCUCCUGCGCCCAUUACACCGGCUUAUGCACUACAAGCAGGUCUUGGAGAGGCUGUGCAAGUUCCACGAGCCGAACGAUGCUGACUUUAGGGAUUGCCGAGCCGCUUUGGCAGAGAUCACCGAGAUGGUGGCACAGCUGCAUGGCACGAUGAUCAAGAUGGAGAAUUUCCAGAAGCUUCAUGAACUCAAGAAAGAUUUGAUUGGCAUUGACAAUCUCGUGAUCCCAGGAAGGGAGUUCAUCCGCCUGGGCAGCCUCAGCAAGCUCUCCGGGAAGGGGCUUCAACAGCGCAUGUUCUUCCUGUUCAACGAUGUCUUGCUGUACACCAGCCGGGGGCUGACGGCUUCUAAUCAGUUUAAGGUCCACGGGCAGCUCCCACUCUACGGCAUGACGAUCGAAGAGAGUGAGGAUGAAUGGGGGGUGCCCCACUGCCUGACCCUCCGGGGCCAGCGACAGUCCAUCAUCGUGGCUGCCAGUUCCCGGUCAGAGAUGGAAAAGUGGAUCGAGGACAUCCAGAUGGCCAUUGACUUGGCAGAGAAAAGCAAUGGACCUACCCCUGAGCUCCUUGCCAGCAGCCCCCCUGACAACAAGUCCCCAGAUGAAGCCACAGCGGCUGACCAGGAGUCAGAGGAUGAUCUGAGCGCCUCACGCACUUCGCUGGAGCGCCAGGCCCCUCACCGUGGCAACACGAUGGUGCACGUAUGCUGGCAUCGCAACACCAGCGUCUCCAUGGUGGACUUCAGCGUUGCUGUGGAGAACCAACUGUCUGGGAACCUUCUGAGGAAAUUCAAAAACAGCAAUGGGUGGCAGAAGCUGUGGGUGGUGUUCACGAACUUCUGCCUGUUCUUCUACAAGUCACACCAGGACAAUCACCCACUCGCCAGCCUGCCUCUGCUGGGCUACUCACUCACCAUUCCCUUGGAGUCUGAGAACAUCCACAAGGACUAUGUAUUCAAGCUGCAUUUCAAGUCCCACGUGUACUACUUCAGGGCUGAAAGUGAAUAUACCUUUGAAAGGUGGAUGGAAGUGAUCCGAAGUGCCACCAGCUCAGCCUCUCGGGUCCACAUUUUGAGUCACAAAGAAUCUCACCUCUAUUGAUGGCUGGACACAUUUGGUUGUCCCAGCCUCGGCUGCUUUCUUGAAGACACCGGCCUUCUAUAUAAUGAAGCCUAGCAAAUACCUGUCUGAACAGGAUGAGGUUCUCCAGCAGCCCUCACCCACCUCCCUCCACAGGCACAUCUCCUAACCUUGUCUUCUCCACUCUUAAUCUCGUUGGAAUGGAUAGCCCCCCCGCCAAGGUCUGGGGGGCUUUGUCUUGCCAUUCUCAUGGGGGCUCUUUAGCUUGUGCCAGUAUUGAAGCAUUGUCACUGAGAGUGCCAAAUGACAGCUGCCCUCACUCUGAACAUAGGGCAUACACAUCCGUUCAACUGAAGACAGGGAAAGUACUUUUUUCCUUCUUAGAAAAGGACUUUUAUUAUUGUCACCUGCAGGCUGUUUUCAAAAAUGGAUUUUCCAGUGUUCACAACACAUGGCGCAGUCUUAAGCAAAUGAGAUCAUUUUCUGAUUUCAUUUUUUUCAGUCUUUCUACUUUUAUAAUAAUAGGACAUUCAUAGGACUCACUUUCCUUAACUAAUAAGCAAUUUGCAGCGCACUCCAUCCCUGAGGGGUUUGCUCCAGUGACUGUUUUUCAGACCUCCUUUCUCAGUCCAAGUUGACCAAACUGUUUGUGAUUCUUAUUUACAAACUAUAGUGGGGUUGUUUUCUGUUAAGAGAAGCAGAAAUCCAGUGCAAUAACUGGACCAUCACUGUCCUGUGCGUGGUGUGUACAGUGGGGGGCUCUUAGGCUGUGGUGUUUUGCUGUCUGUCUCACAAACAUGAGACACUGUAUGUCACUGACUGGGGCCAUUUGUGCUGUUACGUUAUGGGGCGAUGAGUGAGUGAGCUUCAUGGAGAAGCACUAUGGUAUGGUACGUAGUCCCAGCCCCCGUGAUUGGACCCUGCACAUUCUCUAGUAGUAUCUAUUGUGCCUGUCUUCAAAACAAGUCUUUCUCCUUUUACACUUAUUCCUACCAGGCAUGGGGUAUGGACAGGAUGAUGGCACACAUCCUGGACCCCCAAUGGAAAAACACUUGCCUGUUCUCUAGGCCAACCAGGUGGCUGCCAUUCCCUUUCACAUUAUUGAGCUCUUUGCAAUCAAAGUUGGCCAAUUCAGCACAGUCCUCUCCCAGCACCCUAUAUAUACACCCCAGUGGGGGAAUGCCAACUUACCUGAGAAAUGGAGACCCCACCAAUGUUGUAGAGAUGUGGCUGGUGUCCAUGAUUCACAGGUGGAUGAAGAGUUUGAGAUGUGUUAAUCAUUUGCCUUACAAUAUGUACCAGAUGGUUCUAAAGUACUAACAAAAGGGAAUAAAAAUACCUCACGCCACAUCCAACAUACCGAUGUUUGAAGGCAAAACCACCA